AUGGCGAACCUAGAACUACUAUCAGCAGCCAUAGUAGGCAUCCUAACAUCCCUCCUCCUCUACCAAAUAACCCUCACAAUCCAACGCCUCUACUUCCACCCCCUCUCCCAAUUCCCGGGUCCCAAACUCGCCGCAGCAACCUACUGGCCCGAAAUCUACCACGACAUCUUCCACGGAGAAGGCGGCCAACUGCCCUUCGCCCACCGAAAAUGGCACGAACAAUACGGUCCCAUAAUCCGCAUCAACCCCAAUGAACUCCACAUCAAAGACUCCUCCUUUUACGAAACCCUCUACGCUCCCUCCCGUCCCGUCCGAAAAUUGGCGAAUUGGGCCAAAAGAUUCCGCGCUGAUGAUUCUGUUAUUGGAACGAAUGAUGUAGCUCUAUAUCGCUCGCGGAGAAAUGCUUUGAAUCCUUUCUUCGCGAAACGCAGAAUUGCKGAUGUGGGACCCAAAGUGCAGAAAAUGUGUCAUAGACUUUUGGCAAGGUUGCAGAAAGAAUAUGUUCAUUCCCGGAGGGGCAAGAUUUUGAAUCUGGGCCAUAUGUGGGAAUGUUUGGCAACGGAUAUUGUUAUGACGACGACGUUUGGGGUGGAUCCGAAAACGAUUGAGAGUCCUGAGUUUACGUCGCCGAAUAAUCGCGCGACGGAGAGGAUGUUGGAGACUUCCAAGGUUUUUUUACAUUUUGGGAUUUUGCCUACUUUGGUGUUUUCUCUGCCGGAGAUUGUGGUGGCGAGUGUUAUGCCUUCGAUUAAGCCGAUUUUGGACUCUCGGAAAAUUAUGGAGCGAGCGACGAUGGAAGUGCAAGCUGCGCAUGCGAAUGGCAAGGUUGAUAAUCAUACGUUGAUUGGAUCUAUGCUUCAGCAGAACUUGCCCAAGCAAGAGGCCACGGUGGAUAGACUGACUCAAGAGGCGUCUGCGGCGGUGGGUGCGGGCGGAGAGACGGUGGCUCGGACGUUGAUGCUGGCUUGCUAUCACAUUUUUGAUCAGCCUGCUGUGCGAGAUCGGUUGGUAGAAGAACUUGUCGCUGCCAUUCCCAAUCCCGCUGAGAUGCCUGAUUGGUAUGCUCUCUCUACGUUGCCGUAUUUGUCGGCUUGUAUUGAAGAAGCUAUUCGGCUCGCUUAUGGGGUUGCCGAGGUGAGAAGUAGAGCGUAUGAUGGCGGUGACUUGAUGUACGGGGAGUGGAGGAUCCCGGCCGGAAGCCUGGUGGGAAUGUCAAACUACGACGUCUCCCAUGACGAGGCCAUCUUCCCGGACUCCUUUUCAUUCAUACCUGAGCGGUGGCUUGGAGAUCCUCGCGCUCCAGACGGCAAGGCCUUGUCACGAUACAAUGUCUCGUUUGGGAAGGGCAUGAGAAGUUGCGUCGGAAUGCAACUGGYAUAUCUCGAGCUCUUUGUUGCAAUGGCGACAUUCUUUCGCAGUCCAUUGGCUUUGCAGGCCCGAUUGUACCAUACGGAUCGAAAAGAUGUUGAGAUGGCGAGGGAUGUGUUCGUCCCAAGAGCGACCAAGACGACCAAGGGCGUCAGAGUCGUGUUCGGGAGUAAGGCAGGCGAUGAAUAG
Ramularia collo-cygni is the source of this 1557-nucleotide messenger RNA. Its product is annotated as related to cytochrome P450. The transcript has 4 exons. The coding region runs from base 1 to 1557 and encodes 518 amino acids. NCBI's taxonomy places the organism in Eukaryota, Fungi, Ascomycota, Dothideomycetes, Mycosphaerellales, Mycosphaerellaceae. The record is from RefSeq and is a predicted model, not a curated record. Gene Ontology annotation, molecular function: iron ion binding; oxidoreductase activity, acting on paired donors, with incorporation or reduction of molecular oxygen; monooxygenase activity.